Messenger RNA from Rhipicephalus microplus (southern cattle tick), 527 nucleotides. RefSeq names its product BEN domain-containing protein 5. The record is from RefSeq and is a predicted model, not a curated record. Gene Ontology annotation, molecular function: DNA binding. Lineage: Eukaryota; Metazoa; Arthropoda; Arachnida; Ixodida; Ixodidae. Gene Ontology annotation, biological process: negative regulation of DNA-templated transcription.
AUGGCAUGCAGUUGCAGAAUCUUUUAUUAUGAUUCCACAUUUUUUGCGCACAUUCACCUAGGAAACGGCAUAUUCCUGGAGCAGGAAAAAUGGGCAUGGCUGCUUUUGCGUCCGAGAGACAGAUUGUUCUGUAAGGAGGCGACCAAGCUUCUGUGGGGUGUGAGUGCCCUCCACAACAGGAGCAUCACAGGAGCCCCUUGUCGGCGCUACGUGCGCUCGGAAAACCAGGCACCACCCAGGAGGGCACUCACGCCUAAGAAAUUGGAGGCAGUCGGAAGGAAGUGUUUCAUCCUUAUCCCCAAUUGCUUCAUAUUCCUGCUCAUUUUUACAGAUGCCUUCAGCAAGUACAUUGCUGGGAGACCAAGUGAAGUGGCACCAAUUGAGAGGCUAAGAAAAAUGAACAGCUUCAUUGCUGAGAUGUUGAACGACCUAAAUAAAUGAGUCGUCAAAACAUUACUCUAGCCUGAUCGUGUUUAUUUGAUAUCAUUGCAGCAUACCUACAUUACACUGUUUAUUUUACUGUGUGC